AUGCUACGAUUUACUCAUCGAGGCCUUCGCUCUAGCACUCGUUUCAGAAACCUUUUCUUAAGGUUAAACCACACUUACGUUCCAUGGUUCUACGCCAUAGACGUUCCCAACUCCAAGCCCUAUUUACCCAUAUACAAGACUUUACAAUCACCAAAAAAAUUCAAACCGUUCUCCAUUGAUGACUCUAAUCGUUUGGAAAAGGCCAGCAAGCGCCAAGAGCGCAGGCCCGUUUUAGUCAAUGAGGACUACCUAUUCAAAGUGGAUCUAUCUCAUAUGGAACUGUCCCCCACCUAUUGGGAAGGCCCUACUUAUCAAGUACGAAGAGGUGUUUGGUUCGACUCCUCAAAUCAACCUCUGCCCAGUGACCUUACUUUGGAAAUUGAAGGGUUAUAUAAACGGCUCAAAUUCGACGGCAGAAUUGGUGAUCCGACCACGGCUCCCCCUGCAGAGUUGCAAGAUAUAUUUAGGUUCAAAGGUAAAUACCCAGUUGAUAAAGAAAACGAAGAAAAGCAAAAAAAGGGAUCGAUCGAUGAAGAUGAGCAUGAGUCUACUUUCAAGUUUAUUUUGUUCGCCAAUGAACAAACAGCAUUUUUACUGUCGGAUUUAGAUGGUGGAAAACUGCAAUUAGCCUUUUUAAGGUCCAAUCUUGCUCAAUCUUUACCGAUUAAUGCUACAAUGAUCACAAGGUCGUACAAAAAUGCAUCCUCUGCAACUACUAAACAUACAUCUACAUCAUUUAAGUCAGGGAAAGUGCCGCAGGAGGCUGUGGCAGAUGGUAGUAACAGUCCCAAAUCAAAAACCAUUGAAACAAAAUUAGAAAAGAAAGUUUCAAACCUCUUUAAUUUAUCGGACUUCUUACAAUUGUUCAAUGGUAAUUCCAAUAAAGAUCAAGAUGAUUCACAGAGUUUGGAAAAGCAAAUGGAAACAGACUACAAUAAUGCGGAUAAUAGUCAAGGCGCCAAUGCCAGUAGCAAAAUAAAGAAUGGCAAGAAUUCGGACGCAAGUGAUGGACAAACUAGAAGUAACAGAAGAGACGUGAAUAACUUGGUACUUUGUGUUCAUGGUAUAGGCCAAACUUUGGGUAAGAAGUACGAAUAUGUGAAUUUUGCACACACCGUAAAUUUAUUGAGAUCUAAUAUGAAAAGAAUUUACAAUAAUUCCGAGAAAUUACAAUCACUAAACACAGCACCUGAUCACAAAAGCAAUUGUAACGUUCAAGUGCUACCCAUCACCUGGAGACACUCAAUAAGUUUCCAGACCGAUGCGAAGGAGGAAAACAUAGAAAAUCCUGAACUACCGACUUUGUCACAAGUUACAGUGAAUGGAGUGCUACCCCUGAGGAAGCUACUGGCUGACGGUCUCCUAGAUAUUUUGCUGUAUGUAGAACCAUACUACCAGGAUAUGAUUCUUCAACAGGUAACCUCUCAAUUGAACAAAACAUUUCGGAUUUUCAAAGAAUUUAACCCAGACUUUGAGGGGAAAGUUCAUUUGGUGGGUCAUUCGUUGGGUAGUAUGAUACUAUUCGAUAUUUUGUCCAAACAAAAAAAAUAUGAACUAGAAUUUCAAGUAGAUAAUCUGUUCUUCAUUGGCUCACCAAUUGGAUUAUUGAAGUUAAUUCAAAGAACCAAAAUUGGUGAUCGCCCAGAAUUCCCCAAUGACUUGGAGAGGAAAUUAGCUGUACAGAGACCGCAAUGUAAGGACGUUUAUAAUCUUUAUCACGUCUGUGAUCCUAUUUCCUAUAGGAUGGAACCCCUUGUUAGUAAAGAAAUGGCUCACUAUGAACAAACUUAUUUACCUCAUUGUAGUGAAGCUUAUGGACUGACUUCUAAAGUUUUGGAAUUUGGCGAAAACAUAUGGAAAGAUUUGCCAGGUACUGAUGAAAACUAUUCGCAAUCUAAAAAAAAUUCAUCAGAAAAAACAAAGGUCAAAUUAUCAGAAAAUCUUACGAAAAUGCUUACAAAUUUGAAUUACACCGGACGUUUGGAUUACGCCAUGUCUCCAAAUCUGCUAGAGGUGGAUUUUAUAUCUGCUGUAAAAUCACAUGUUUCUUAUUUCGAGGAACCGGAUAUUGCAGCGUUCAUCCUGAAAGAAAUCUUAAUCAACCAUGAAAAUGCGUCAGAAAUAUAUGUAAAAAUAAAGACUAAUUGA
Molecule: messenger RNA, 2148 nt
Organism: Saccharomyces paradoxus
Lineage: Eukaryota; Fungi; Ascomycota; Saccharomycetes; Saccharomycetales; Saccharomycetaceae
Gene: DDL1
Product: putative carboxylic ester hydrolase
Exons: 1
Coding region: 1-2148 (715 amino acids)
Cellular component (GO): cytoplasm
Molecular function (GO): glycerophospholipase activity; metal ion binding
Source: RefSeq, a predicted model, not a curated record